Messenger RNA from Vespa mandarinia (Asian giant hornet), 2132 nucleotides. Its product is annotated as BTB/POZ domain-containing protein 10-like. The record is from RefSeq and is a predicted model, not a curated record. Lineage: Eukaryota; Metazoa; Arthropoda; Insecta; Hymenoptera; Vespidae. Gene Ontology annotation, biological process: positive regulation of phosphorylation. Gene Ontology annotation, cellular component: cytoplasm. Gene Ontology annotation, molecular function: protein binding.
UCAUAUGUAUGACAGAAGGAAUUAUUAAGUAGUGAAUAGCCUGUGCCCUUUCUAUAAAGAAAAUAUGAAAUUAUUUCGAGAUAUUUUCAAUCAAGAAGAUUUUUAUUCGUAUUGAUAUUAUAUUUAUGAAACGGAAUAAUACCGUUUAAUGCAGAGAUUUCGUUCGUCACGUUUAAUGGAAAAAUUGUCAACAUCGAGAACGCCCUUUGCUCCUAGUGUUCACGCGCGAGAUAUCAGAUAAUGCAAAUCGUUCGUUCUUAACCUUGGUCAAAAAAAUUUGACCUGACUAAGCGGACAACCGUUGCACCGAACACGUUAUCGUUGUGGAAUGCAAGUUCGUAUAAAAAGAAAAAUUGAAAGCAACCAUAAAUUGUGUGGCUGGGAGGUUUAUAAGUCGAUGAGGUGGCUCUUAAAGAAGUGGUACUUGUCUACAUUUAAAUUCAUUCUUUAUUACUCGCUUUAUAUAAAUCAAGAACUUUCUAGUAGAAAAUAAUCCUUAUCACAUUAAUGUGUAUUCUUUUGAAAAAUCUUUAACUGAUGAUUUAUGUUAGCUUCGUUACAGUUGGCCAAAAAUGACAAAUCCAGCAGAAAGAUUAAAUUAUUCGCAAGAUAGUAGUAGCGAUACAGAAACUGAUUAUAAAGAGACAGAUCCAAGAGGACAACAAAGAUUAUACCAAAAUAGAUUAAGUUGUGGUGGUUCGUCCAAACCAAAACCUUGUCUGGUACAGAGGGAUGGAAGCAACGAUCGACACUGCCAUUCUUAUAAUUCAGGCAGACAUGGCACAAAUAUAAAUCAAUCAAGCAGACUCCGUUCUGGAGUUGGGCUUGGAAAGAGUCAACAAAACCAAAGUAGAGAUAUUAUACCAUGCAACAGUUCUGCUACAGAGGCUAGCAUUCCACAAGGUAGCGAUGAACGAAUAACAUUGAUCGUCGAUAAUACGAGAUUUAUCAUAGACCCAGCUUUAUUUACUGCACGCCCCAAUACAAUGUUAGGACGAAUGUUUAGUUCUGGUGUCGAAUAUGCUCAGCCAAAUGAACGUGGAGAGUACAAAGUUGCCGAUGGAAUAUCGGCUAUGGUUUUUCAAGCUAUUCUUGAAUAUUACAAAGGUGGAAUAAUACGUUGUCCUCCUACGGUUACCGUACAAGAAUUACGCGAAGCUUGCGACUAUCUUCUCGUUCCGUUUAAUGCAAAUACAGUAAAGUGUCAAAAUUUAAGAGGAUUAUUACACGAAUUAUCUAACGAAGGUGCACGCUGCCAAUUCGAAAGGUUCUUAGAAGAUCUGAUGCUGCCUUUAAUGGUAAAUAGUGCACGUAGAGGCGAUAGAGAAUGUCACAUCGUUGUCUUAUUGGAAGAUGAUAUAGUCGAUUGGGACGAAGAAUAUCCACCGCAAAUGGGAGAAGAAUAUUCGCAGACCGUCAAUAGUACAGCUAUGUACAGAUUUUUCAAAUACAUCGAAAAUAGAGACGUAGCUAAGCAAGUGAUGAAAGAGCGUGGCUUGAAAAAGAUACGUUUAGGAAUCGAAGGUUAUCCUACUUAUAAAGAAAAAGUUAAGAAAAGGGCUGGUGGUCGUGCCGAAGUCAUUUACAAUUACGUUCAAAGGCCAUUCAUACACAUGUCUUGGGAGAAGGAAGAAGCAAAAAGUCGUCACGUUGAUUUCCAAUGUUUAAAAUCUAAAUCAGUUACGAAUCUCGCAGAAGCCACUGCCGAUCCGGUAUUAGACGCCGGAGGAAAUCCAAUAAAUGCUCUUUUGCAAGCCGCAGAACCGGUGCCUCAACCAGAAGCGGCACUGCCAAUGGGUUCCGAUGGUGAUGUUGAAGGCGGCAUAGGGUUGCCUGCCGAUCAAGACCUUGGACCUUUACCACCCGACGAGUUAUCAUGAGCCUCAUUCGUUUUACGUAUGUACGUUCUUUGAAAGUGAAUAUAUAUAUAUAUGUAUAUAUGUAUAUAUAUAUAUAUAUAUAUAUAUAUAUAUAUAUAUAUAUGUAUAUGUAUAUAUAUAAUACGAGGUAUGUUUCUUAUAUGCAAUAUUGAUUGUGUUAUUCAAAAUACAUCGUGUCCUUUCGAUUCGCAUCGAUAUAAAUUUUUCCCAUUUUGUACUAUUAAUAAAGUUUACAAUGCGAUUUCUCAAUAA